Myzus persicae (green peach aphid) is the source of this 5039-nucleotide messenger RNA. Its product is annotated as homeobox protein OTX1-like. Gene Ontology annotation, biological process: regulation of transcription by RNA polymerase II. The record is from RefSeq and is a predicted model, not a curated record. Gene Ontology annotation, molecular function: RNA polymerase II cis-regulatory region sequence-specific DNA binding; DNA-binding transcription factor activity, RNA polymerase II-specific. Gene Ontology annotation, cellular component: nucleus. The transcript is spliced from 7 exons. NCBI's taxonomy places the organism in Eukaryota, Metazoa, Arthropoda, Insecta, Hemiptera, Aphididae. The coding region runs from base 585 to 1829 and encodes 414 amino acids.
CAGCGAACCGCAUUACGGCGAGCAGUUUACAGCGAUCGGCCCGGGCAAUCACGUCGUAGUUGUCGUCGUCGUCGUCGUUGUCGUAGUUGUCGCUGCCCGUUGUUGUCGCGUCAUAUGAAACGGCGAUUCGUUUGAUCGUUUUCGUUGUAUUAAAUUAUUUGUAGUACGCGAGUCGUCGUCGUGUAAGGGAGAAAAAAAUUUAUCAAAACGAUUCGACAGAUCAUCGUAAUAAUUCCGUGUCCGCCUCCAUUCGACUGCGUACGACGCGACGCGCCGUUGUUGUUCUUAACUGCACCACCACACGAUCCGUUGUUUACGAUACAAGCGCACAGACGGCCCAAGACAGCUCCCGUUUGUCCGCCGCCUCGUCGUCAGCCGAUGUCAACUGCAGCACGGCGCUGUAGUCACGCCGCCGUGGUCGGCCGCCGACGUCGCCGCCGCAGAAUCUCUUCCGUGCCGCCGCAGUCUGCCGCCGCCGCCGUUUCGCCUAGGACUAAUAGUCGUAGUCGCUACCACCGCCGCCGCCGUUCCGACUGAACAUCUGACCGACGACUGCAAACUGUACGGGGUGUCAUCGACAUCUUAUGUGGCCAAAUAGCCUGUCAUCUGGAUGCAGCCAGGAGAGCGGCGGGGAGUUGGGCGGUUUCCCUGCUACUGCCGCGGCCGCUGCGUUCGCCGCCGCGGGUGGCUCGGGCGGCGCACCGCCGUCACUAGGCUCGUCAAUGCAGGCCGCCGCCGCCGCGUACCAUCUCAAGAACUCAGCGGCGUCAUCGCCGUACGCCGCCGUCAACAGCAUCGGUCUGAUGGACUCGUUGCAGACCAGCAUGGGCUGUUAUCCAACGGCGGCCGGUCAGAACUACCACCACCAUCAUUCCACCACUCUGUCCCUAUUCAAUCACCUCGGCAACCCGAGAAAACAGCGACGUGAACGAACAACAUUCACCCGGACGCAGUUGGACGUGCUGGAAACACUGUUCGCUAAAACUCGAUAUCCGGACAUAUUCAUGCGCGAAGAGGUAGCCUUGAAGAUCAACUUGCCCGAAUCCAGAGUACAGGUGUGGUUCAAGAACCGGAGGGCUAAAUGCCGGCAACAGGUGAAACAGAACCAGCAGCAGCACCACAACGGCACUGGAGCGGACAAGACGGCGUCGUCGAGGAACAACAACUCGGCCGGCAACAACGGCCAGAAAUCUUCGGGCAAAUCGUCGGGCGGUGGGGGCAACGCGCCGGUCAACAACAACAACAAAAUGUCGCCGACGGUAAACGGCGGUGUGGGCGGCGGUGGCGUGACGAGCUCGACCGCCGGCAACUCGCCCGUGUCCACCGGCACGUCGCUGUCGUCCAGUCGACAGUCGCCGCCCGGCGGUGGAUCGUCAUACAUCAAGCCGAUUCUGACCGGCACGCCGCCACAACAGCCGUCCGCCGUGUACCUCCCGAGUUCCGGUGGUGGAGGUAAUACGCCGGGAUCGAUAUGGAGCCCUGCCAUCACGGAACCACCGCCGGGACUAGUGGACUUGCACCAUCACAGCACCAGGUCGUCUCCAGUAGGCUCCAGCGGAGGCUACUCAACCAACGGCAGCACCGGUGGAAACUGUUAUUCGUCUCAUCACCAUCAUCACCAACCGCAUCAUCACCAUCCACACCAUCAUCACGCGGCGGCGCAUCAUCACCAGAACUACGGUGGUUACUACUCGAACAUGGACUAUCUGGCGCCACCGCCGACAAUGUCGACGCAUCAAACAGCCGAGAAUGGUUCGGAGUCGGCUUGGGUGAAGCGCGAAGAUGCGUCGUCGUGGUUUUACAACUCGGCGGGCUGGGAACGCAAGUAAACAACUGGAACCAGGGCCGGGGCUGUUGCACGCCACCGCCACUGCCUACGUCUGUCUUGCCGCCCGUCAUCCACGGCGGGCAGAGAUGUAUCUUUUCACAGAGCGAUCGACAUAAGUGCAUGUAAAUAAAUUAUCGUAUUCUCGCUGAUGCCGAGGAUGACGGCGGCCAUUACACACAACAGCUGCCCUAAAACCACACAGAGAUUAUACAAUAAUAUGAGAAAUAAAUAUGCCGAUAUCAUAUUAUCAAAUUUUCGACUCGAGUGCUCACGUCAGACGUCAAUAAUAUAAAAAAAUUAUAAUAAUUGUAUUCAGUGUGGAUGUGUGCUCGUUUGCUGCUACCGGUUCAUAGAUCGAUUUAUCUGCAGGAGUAAAUUAUAACGCGUUGUACAGGAUCAACUAGAACAGGACUGACGCAGAAUAAUAAAAUAUUUAUGUUAACGUAUUAUUUAGUAUAACAUGUGUGUGUAAACAGUAACGUGUAUAAAUUACGUAUAAUAAUUACGUAGUGCAGUGAAGCCUCUCUCACAUACACUAUAUAUUUACCAAUAUUAAUUAAUAAGAUUGUUCCAAAUUUCAAAUAGAAUGUUUAGACAGUAAUCUUUACUAAAAGAGUUUUGCCACACAAACACUAACUUAUGAACGUUUUGUGUAAACGUCGACUUAUUUAGGAUUUUUAGUUUACAGGGAAAUCUAUUGAUUUUAUUUUUCAGAGGUUUCACUGCGUUUAUAUUAGUAAUGCAAAUGUCGUGUGUAAAAUAAAUCUUCAGUGAUCUCGUUUAACUUGUUAAUUUUCGAAACAAACCGUUAUUGUCUUUGCAAUAAACCUUCUCCUAUACGCGUGGGUGAUUCGUCAACUUACAUCAGUCAUAUUAAUCGACCGAUUGAAUAGUUUAAGAUUUUAUUUACUUAAACAUCGCAUAGGCAGAAAUCCAUUAAAAUUUCAAGGGGGCUAACAUUUUUAACGUCAAUGUAAGCGGGAGACUUAGCACCUCCCGAUUUCUGCCUACGGCAGAGGAUCUAAAAUAUUCUAAUACCGAUCAAAACGAUAACCGAAUAAUCUGUAAUUAAUGUUUAUUUGAAUUUGUGUACCAGUAAAUCCUAGACUGGUUCCUAAAUCGUGUAAAUAAAAAUAUUUGUCCAAUAGAAGAACACGGGUAUCUCCAAUAUAACAGUAAUAAAAACCAUUUUAGCAAUGUAACCAUUAAACUUUUGUUAUUGAUUAUAAAAUAACAACUUAGGUACUAACACUGUACUAGAUACCUAUGUAUAAGAAAUUUGAAUUUAUUCGAAUACUAGAUGUUUGCCGAUUGUUCGAUCGGUUAUUUACGAGCAAGUCGAUAACCGAUGAUUUAUUAUGAAAUUGCAUAAUCCCCCAGCACAAUACACGACCACCCCUCGGCCACGCCCAUAAACCAUCGUAUGUACACGUACACGAUCGUAUAUUAUGUUAUUGUCGGACGUUAAACCGAACGCGAGCUGAUGUACACACGCUAAUAUAAUAAUAUGACGAUACGACAAGCCAGGGGCGAGAUUUCAGAUUUUCAAUAGGGGUCUGAACACUUAAUAAGCGACCCACUUUUUUUUCUAUCGCCGGGGGAUUUGUAGCGUAUGAUAAAAAGGUUAAAAAGCACAGCUAUUAUACAUCAUUGUCACAUCAUCACUAAUAAUCACUAAAAAUUAACUUUUUAUCCUUUGCUCCUAGCUUGCGUAUAAUUGCCAUAAAUUGAGAUUAGGAAAAUAUUGACAUACGUAGUCGACUCAUCAAUGAUGUUGCUCAAUGAUUGUUUUGCAUAUCCGGGCUACAGGGAAAAUAAGUCACCUGAAUGACGUACCGCGCCUAUAUAGCGUAUUUAUGGGGUUGAAAUGUGUGGGAAAAGUGACUAGAUUUUCUACAAGGAUAGUUGGCGAAUUCAAAUGACAUGCGUUUUUGUUAUUAAUAAAUGUUGUGUAAAAAGAUAGAUGGCAAAGGCCGCAAGUAUAUGAUUUGAUUUAUAAUCGCUUAUACCAGCCCAGGUUAUCAUAAUCAUUUUUCAAAUUCCUAACGAAUACGGCUGUUUGCAAAUUUUUUUUGAAUGUUGUCAUAUCGAAUUUCAAAGAUCAUAAAAAUAAAAUAAUUAGAGUCCGCUCUACGAUCAUAUACAUACAUAAUAGGUAUAUACAUUUUAUAAGAAAGUUGAGAGUAAAAAUUUCUUAGAUUUUAGAUUGUUAAGAACAUUUUAAUAUAUAUUUAAAUAUUUUAUAGCAUAUUAGUCCAUACCUAAUCUAUUUAUACGACUACUGAAAUGGCUUUUAUAAUAUGAGUUUUUUCAUAUUUAUCAUCAAGCCUUCUUCAGUUAUUAUAGAUCUAGUUUUCUGAAUUAUCAAGAUGAUCAAACUACCUAUGGAAAACAAAGUUUAGUAUUUUAUAAAUGUAUAAACCAAAACAAAGUAUUUUUCAUAAUAUUUAUUUAGAAAUUAACGAUUGUGUAUUUUAGCUCAGACAAAAUUAUAACGGUGUUUGUAGGUCGGAUUCUAAAUCUUAUAAAUAAACAACAUAACAUUCGAUAAAACAAUUUUUUCAAAUUUUUUGUGUUUAUUAUUAUUACUACUAUUAUUAUUAUUAUUAUCAUUAUUAUUAUUAUUAUUACUAUAUACGUGUAUAUAUUAUAAAUGGUGUGAAUUUGGGGAGCGAUAUUUUUUUUUAUUUUGAAGGGUUUAGCCCUCCCCCCCUAUAAAGCCAACCCUUAUAUCCGCCAAAACUCUACGCUCUCCAAAACAGCGCCCCUGCACAAACUCGCAGGCCUAUUAUCGAAAAUGGACGGACAAUAAUACCAGAUGUGUGUAACGCGUAAUCUUUUCAGAAACAAUCGAACCGACGUACUCGUCGAGUUUUCCUUCUCAUAUACCUGUAUUUUUUUUUUUUAUUCUUCCAUCACCUUUACUAUAAUAGUUUUUAUAUUUUAUUGGACUGCCUUCAAAACCUUUUAUUUAGUUCUGUACCAAAAACUAUUUCAUCUAUAUUAGUUCCGAGAUUUUUUAACGGUCUUCGAUUCAAAAUCGAAUGACUAUUUGGUUCAUCAAUUAAUUACGUUCAAUAAUUUACGUUUAGUAAUUAUACAAUGGAUAUAACAAAUAUUUUAUUACAAAUCAUUAUAACAGGUGGGUAUGUGAAAAAACACGAUUCUACCUCAUUGGGAACUCGGUCAGCGUCGUGAUUAGCAAUAGAAA